This is a messenger RNA of Lampris incognitus (smalleye Pacific opah), 2548 nucleotides long. RefSeq names its product nemo-like kinase, type 1 (gene nlk1). NCBI's taxonomy places the organism in Eukaryota, Metazoa, Chordata, Actinopteri, Lampriformes, Lampridae. The transcript is spliced from 11 exons. The record is from RefSeq and is a predicted model, not a curated record. Gene Ontology annotation, biological process: intracellular signal transduction; protein phosphorylation. Bases 551 to 1978 code for a protein of 475 amino acids. Gene Ontology annotation, cellular component: nucleus; cytoplasm. Gene Ontology annotation, molecular function: ATP binding; MAP kinase activity.
CAGGCCGCUGGAGCUUACCACCGGGCUGUACAUAACACAACCCGUCUUUUUUCUGUUUGCGUUUCUAUCUAAAAGUCCUUGUGUUCUUGGCUAAGUUACUGUUAGCUUAAGUAUUCGAACAACUUGACUUAACCAGCCACCGGGAGCUUCGCCACAAACAAAGGUAGCUGGCCGAGCUAACUGAGUUGAUACAGAGUUUAGCUGCACGGCGCAACCGGGACCGAGCUUCAUGAAUGUGGGUGCGUUUGCGAAGACAGCCGCUCCGUUGUGUUUUAAUGUUCUCGUCGCUCCGUCGGAGCUAGCCGACACAGCUCGUUCCUGGCUGCAGCGUUCGCACCUGGCGUCGCUUCAUUCCACCUCGACCUCGGCUGUUUACAUGCGUAUCGUUAUAUGUCAUGUUCAGCAAAAAGUCGCCCUCGCCUACAUGCACAGGAAACUGAUUUGUCAUGAUCAUCGGAAAAACAUAUUGCAUCUGCGAUAAGGUGGGGUUACAGUAGGUUGGUGUAGUUGGCUUUCAAACAAAGUUGACCGUCGGGGUUUUGGAGAUAGGAUGGCAUUCCACAGUACAGGCCGGCAGACAGUUUGUGGUAACUUGUUUCCGGGCUCUGAGUUGGGCCACAAGUAUUUUUGCGUCAACACUUCCUCCGGAACGCCUUCCACGGGCCUGAGCGCAACACCGUGUCUGACCGGACCCACUGCCCCGGCGGGGACGCCCCGCCACCCGACAUCUCUCGGGGGAAGCACCGGCGGCGGGGCGGCUGUACCUCAGCCUUACAGCAACCCGGCUAGUGAGGUGCCAAGCCCAGCUGAAAUGGAGCCGGACCGCCCCAUCGGUUAUGGCGCAUUUGGUGUUGUCUGGUCAGUUACAGACCCCCGUGAUGGUCGUAAGGUGGCCCUGAAGAAGAUGCCCAAUGUCUUCCAGAACCUGGUUUCCUGCAAGAGGGUUUUCAGAGAGCUGAGGAUGCUUUGCUUCUUCAAGCACGACAAUGUGUUAUCAGCCCUGGACAUUCUGCAGCCUCCGCAGAUUGAUUGCUUCGAGGAAAUCUAUGUGAUCACUGAACUGAUGCAGAGUGACCUCCACAAAGUGAUCGUAUCUCCUCAGCCUCUCACCACUGACCAUAUCAAGGUUUUCCUCUACCAGAUCCUUCGAGGUUUGAAGUACCUUCACUCUGCUGGAAUCCUGCACAGGGACAUUAAACCUGGAAAUCUGCUGGUCAACAGCAACUGCCUGCUCAAGAUUUGUGAUUUUGGGUUGGCACGUGUGGAGGAGCCAGACCCGUCGCGACACAUGACCCAAGAGGUGGUGACGCAGUACUACCGUGCUCCUGAGGUGCUGAUGGGCAGCCGGCACUAUGGCUCCGCCAUUGACGUGUGGUCAGUGGGCUGUAUCUUUGCUGAGCUGCUGGGCCGCCGAAUCCUCUUCCAGGCCCAGAGCCCAAUCCAGCAGUUGGACUUAAUUACAGACCUACUGGGCACCCCUCCUCUUUCAGCUAUGGCAUCAGCCUGUGAGGGUGCCAGAGCCCACAUCCUGAGAGGGCCUCACAAACCGCCAUCGCUGUCUGUACUGUACAUGCUGUCUGACGGUGCCACUCACGAGGCCGUGCACCUGCUGUGCCGGAUGCUGGUCUUCGAUCCGGCGAAACGGAUCUCUGGCAGCGAUGCCCUUUCUCACCCUUACUUGGAUGAAGGACGCCUGCGCUACCACACUUGCAUGUGCCAGUGCUGCUACUCUGUGCCCAGUGGACGUGUGUACACCCGGGACUUUGAACCUGUCGCUGAACGACCUUUUAGCCACAGCUACGAGCACAGCCUGCUGUCUGUGUGGCAGGGCAAAGAGUUAAUCCAUCGCUUCAUAACAGAACACCAGCAGGGCAAACGAGUGCCGCUGUGCAUCAACCCUCAGAGUGCUGCGUUCAAGACCUUCAUCAGGUCCACUGCAUGGCACUCCUCCAAGGUCUCUAGGAAGGAGGAGAGAUGAAGGAACAUCCUUUUUCCAUUGAGGAGCAUCGGCAGUUUGAGAAAGGAUUAAUUGACCGAGACAUCUGCAAGCACCAGAGAAAAGAAAAUUGUGACUUUUACUCAUUUUUAAUUUUUGUUAUUUUGGAUGGCAAUGUGAAAAAUUGUGGUGGAGGAACGGCCCACCCAACUAUGCGGGAGAAAACGGCUAACCUUUCUGUGUCCCUGUUUUUGAAGCCACGUUACCCUCUUACCCCAAACACACGAGAAACCUGCAAGUCCUCCCAAGAGUAUGAAAAAUCCCACUUCAAAGUUAUAGACAUGAGCAGGUGAUGCUCCAACCGUCUCUGGUGCUGAAAAACAAAUAUGCUGCUGAAGGAUGAGGAAGAGAAGUAGAGGCUAUGACAUAGAGGAGGAAAUUUGAAAACUUAACUCACCGCUCAAUUGGGUUUUUUUCAUCUGUUACUAGAGAUGUUAAGAAAUAAUGAUUUUUAACUGUUUAUUAGAAUAAUCGCUUAAUUGAAUUUUUUUAAGUCAUUCCAGCCCUGUGCAAUAUGGUUUAAAAAAGAAGAAAAAAAAGGCAAAAAGAGUA